AUGGGCAGCCGCAGUAGAAACCACCCGAUUCGGAAAUGUGGGGGAAAUGUGUCACCAGACAACAACACGAAGAGCCGGAAAGGCGAAAGCCAGAGGACGGGCUGCGGCUGCAAGGCUGGUGCUGCGUGCGUGGGCUCUGCAGCCCUGCGUUGGAAGGUUGUUGUCAUGCAAAUACAGGGCUAGGAGAGACGAGGGGGGGGGAGGAAACACUUCUUCGUUCAUGUUGCGAGCAUGGAAGGUAGCACCUUACUCUCCUCUCGUCGUGUGUUUGAUUCUACUCUAUUUGAAUCGGAUGGAACGCACCAGCUUGUACACACAUGCGUGGAGGUUCUAAGUUUGUUUUGGUUGACGUCAGCAUGAGGUCGAGAUUGUUUUGUUGGGGUGGUUCAACCUGCUAGAAAACACCAACACGCUGGUUGUGGUUUCUGCGUGACUGUUGUGUCGGACUGACUGG
Messenger RNA from Ectocarpus sp. CCAP 1310/34, 454 nucleotides. The record is from the annotation of a GenBank genome assembly. Lineage: Eukaryota; Phaeophyceae; Ectocarpales; Ectocarpaceae.